AUUGAUUUGAGCCUUAAGAUUUUAGUCCUUAAAGACAAGAUUUUGAAGCUGAUUUUCAUGUUAUUACUGAUCAAUGCUGAAAUGAUUUUUUAGCAGAAGGAAAAAUGCCCAAGGAGAGAACAGUGCCAAGCAAGAGGACCAGAGUGUCACCAUACCCUCUUCGCUCUUCAAGGACUCAGAGAGAGAUCAAACUUGAGUCGGCUAUCCAGACGCAAGGCCCAUGCCAGUGGGAGGAUAUUCGGUGUGUCAUCUGCCUGGAACCCCCACAUAAUGCUGUCCUCUUGAAGUGCUCUUCCUUCUCCAACGGAUGCCAUACCUAUAUGUGCGACACCAGCCGUCGUCACUCCAACUGUUUCAAGCAAUACCGCAGAAAAAACAGGAACCGCUUUACCAAAGCCAUUAGCUGUACUAACUGCAGAGGAGAGGUUAACGAGACGAUCAAGGUGUCGGCUGCAAGGAGAUAUUUCAAUGCUAAACCGAGAGCCUGCGCUUUUGACGGUUGCACCUUCUCGGGGACUUAUACUCAACUUGAGAAGCACUUGAAAGCUUAUCAUCCUCGUUUCACCAAACCAUUGGUCGAUCCCGAGAGACAGCGGGCGUGGGAAGAGAUGCAGAGAGCUGAUGAGUACACUGAAAUCAUGACUGCAGCGGGUCUUACUCUUGCGCAUCAUAACAUCCCCCCGGUGGAUCAUAUGCAUCAUCAUCAGUUUCCUCCUCAUUCGGUGAUUCAGCUCAGCGUCAAUGAAGUGGUACGGAACUAUUUCUUUGCUGCUUCGCCUCUCAUGCCAACAAGAGUGGAUAUUCAAGCCAUGGCCAUAGUUUCCAGUUGGACUCCGUCCUGAAGAAUUCAAAAUUUUGAAUGUUUGUUCAAAGUUUUUGAUGUUUAAUAGCUUUUUGUUGAUGUCUCAAUAGCAUCGUCCCUGAUGUAUAACUUAUUUAGGUUAUCAUAUAUGCAGCGGUUUCAAC
This is a messenger RNA of Eruca vesicaria subsp. sativa (arugula), 966 nucleotides long. NCBI's taxonomy places the organism in Eukaryota, Viridiplantae, Streptophyta, Magnoliopsida, Brassicales, Brassicaceae. The record is from the annotation of a GenBank genome assembly.